AUGAUAGAUAAGAUGUUACAUCGUUUCUACAAUUUUCGGCGAUGCAACGAAAGGGCCAUUUUCAUUCCAUCCACAAUUAUCGUGCAAGGACAGCUUAUUAGUUGUCCAGAAAUAGUGCAUAAAUCGAAGCCCUGUCCACAGGCAUAUCAGGGUGUUGAUCUCUCAGUUAUCAAUGAUCUCGCAAUCACAUUUUAUUACGAUAUCGAGCCAGUACCAUUACUUCGGACUGAUCUGCCCGAAUUUCUGUACCGUGCUGAUGUACCAUCGGAAGUAACAGUGAGUGCGGAUGGCUCAGUGGAUGGUGUGCUAUUCUGGUUCAAAUCUGUUUACGGAAAAUACUCGUACAGCGCAUACGAGCACUCAACUUAUGCUCGUUGCGCCGUGUUUUUAUUCGAUAAAAGCCGUAAGAUGUCAACG
This is a messenger RNA of Gongylonema pulchrum, 417 nucleotides long. NCBI's taxonomy places the organism in Eukaryota, Metazoa, Nematoda, Chromadorea, Rhabditida, Gongylonematidae. The record is from the annotation of a GenBank genome assembly.